CGGGAGGAGGGGCAGAGCGGAGCUGUGGGCUGGGGGCUGGAGGACAGGUUUGUUCGCUGGACGCAAGCACCAGGCGCAGCCUCGCUCGCCGAGACCCGGCCAGGUAAGGCCGGUGGCCGCGCGAACGUGUUACGAGUCAGUUUUUAGUGAAAAAACAUUGAGCUAGGAGCCAAGACCCAUCUCUUCACUAUUUUGGUAUUGUGCAAGUCAUCUUAUCUCUCUGGAUCUCAGUUGUCUCAUCUGUAAAAAGGAGAUAAAAAUUAUUUACCUGCCUGAACAUUUCUCCUUAAAAAUAUCAGUCUUGGCCGGGCACGGUGGCUCAGGCCUAUAAUCCCAGCACUUUGGGAGGCUGAGGCGGGCAGAUCACCUGAGGUCAGGAGUUCAAGACCAGCCUGGCCAACAUGAUGAGGUGGAGGAACAUCCUGCUACAGUAUUGCUUUCUCUUGAUUACAUGUUUACUUACCGCUCUUGAAGCUGUGCCUAUAGACAUAGACAAGACAAAAGUACAAAAUAUUCACCCUGUGGAAAGUGCAAAGAUAGAACCACCAGAUACUGGACUUUAUUAUGAUGAAUAUCUCAAGCAAGUGAUUGAUGUGCUGGAAACAGAUAAACACUUCAGAGAAAAGCUCCAGAAAGCAGACAUAGAGGAAAUAAAGAGUGGGAGGCUAAGCAAAGAACUGGAUUUAGUAAGUCACCAUGUGAGGACAAAACUUGAUGAACUGAAAAGGCAAGAAGUAGGAAGGUUAAGAAUGUUAAUUAAAGCUAAGUUGGAUUCCCUUCAAGAUAUAGGCAUGGACCACCAAGCUCUUCUAAAACAAUUUGAUCACCUAAACCACCUGAAUCCUGACAAGUUUGAAUCCACAGAUUUAGAUAUGCUAAUCAAAGCGGCAACAAGUGAUCUGGAACACUAUGACAAGACUCGACAUGAAGAAUUUAAAAAAUAUGAAAUGAUGAAGGAACAUGAAAGGAGAGAAUAUUUAAAAACAUUGAAUGAAGAAAAGAGAAAAGAAGAAGAGUCUAAAUUUGAAGAAAUGAAGAAAAAGCAUGAAAAUCACCCUAAAGUUAAUCACCCAGGAAGCAAAGAUCAACUAAAAGAGGUAUGGGAAGAGACUGAUGGAUUGGAUCCUAAUGACUUUGACCCCAAGACAUUUUUCAAGUUACAUGAUGUUAAUAGUGAUGGAUUCCUGGAUGAACAAGAAUUAGAAGCCCUAUUUACUAAAGAGUUGGAGAAAGUAUAUGACCCUAAAAAUGAAGAGGAUGAUAUGGUAGAAAUGGAAGAAGAAAGGCUUAGAAUGAGGGAACAUGUAAUGAAUGAGGUUGAUACUAACAAAGACAGAUUGGUGACUCUGGAGGAGUUUUUGAAAGCCACAGAAAAAAAAGAAUUCUUGGAGCCAGAUAGCUGGGAGACAUUAGAUCAGCAACAGUUCUUCACAGAGGAAGAACUAAAAGAAUAUGAAAAUAUUAUUGCUUUACAAGAAAAUGAACUUAAGAAGAAGGCAGAUGAGCUUCAGAAACAAAAAGAAGAGCUACAACGUCAGCAUGAUCAACUGGAGGCUCAGAAGCUGGAAUAUCAUCAGGUCAUACAGCAGAUGGAACAAAAAAAAUUACAACAAGGAAUUCCUCCAUCAGGGCCAGCUGGAGAAUUGAAGUUUGAGCCACGUGUGUAAUUUUGUUUGAUUAUUUAGGAAAAUAAAUUAUUGUAUCCGUUGAAGUCCACAUUUAUUACAAAUAUAAUUUCAAAUCAUUAAGAUGGUAUGUUAUUUUUUGUGUAUUUUUUGUGGUAUUAGAGCAAUUUAGAUUAUAGAAAAAUGAAAAUACCUCCAAAAGUUUUAUGUAGCAGCAAAUUUUAAGUGCUGUAUCAUUUGUAUAAUUUAAUAACCAUAUUUAUGGUAAAAUGAUUUAUUUCAACAUUAUUUGUAAUUCCUUCUAAUUAUAUUAAUCUUACCAGAGAAUAUGUUUUUAAAAAUUGUAAUCUAUGAUUAGCUAAGCAUAUUUUUUAAAACAAGUAUAUUUGUAUAUGAAGGAACAUUUAGAAUAAAGGAAGAUACUUUUAAAA
This is a messenger RNA of Pongo pygmaeus (Bornean orangutan), 2056 nucleotides long. RefSeq names its product nucleobindin 2 (gene NUCB2). The record is from RefSeq and is a predicted model, not a curated record. Gene Ontology annotation, cellular component: extracellular exosome; endoplasmic reticulum-Golgi intermediate compartment. The transcript is spliced from 14 exons. Bases 402 to 1667 code for a protein of 421 amino acids. Gene Ontology annotation, molecular function: calcium ion binding. Lineage: Eukaryota; Metazoa; Chordata; Mammalia; Primates; Hominidae.